Anisakis simplex (herring worm) is the source of this 756-nucleotide messenger RNA. The record is from the annotation of a GenBank genome assembly. Lineage: Eukaryota; Metazoa; Nematoda; Chromadorea; Rhabditida; Anisakidae.
AUGUUCACAUCGCACCGCAAAAGAACAUCAUCACCACGAACAACAACAACAACAANCAAGGGCAAAACCGGAUGUUCACAUCGCACCGCAAAAGAACAUCAUCACCACGAACAACAACAACAACAACAACAAAAGCAGCAAGCAAAAUCCUCAACUAUCAUCACCAAAAUAUCCGAAUCGUCAAAAUAUCUUAUCACGGUCCCGUACGAAUACACACUCACUGCGUUGACGUAUACCAGAGAUGGCAUAUAUUCUAUUUUUGGUUCCAUCGGUAAUCUUUUCACAUGGCAACGACUAUCUAAACAAUCAGAAGAGGAGUCAAUCAAGAAAAAACUUGAAACAGAGCAGAAGGCGUUUCUUGAACAAGUGACUGAAGCAUUGGAGAAAUGUGAACGUGAAUCAGAGGCGAGAGACAUAUUGAAAACUGAUCGAAUCGAGCCGGAAGAAGGAGAAACUGAACUGCUUGCUGACACCACUACGGCUAUGGUCGCUGGUGCACCAAUAUUCACUGACAGUUAUAUUGAACAAGAGCGGAAUACGGCAUUCGAAGCGGGACAGUCAGAGGAGUUUAACGAUGAUUCUGUAGAGUUCUAUUCACGAACCGAACAACGACACAUGACCAAGGAAGAAUCACAUUUUGACACUUUAUUGAUACCCGUUCCCCGUCCACCACCGCCCUCCACUGAAAUAACACCAAGUGCUACCAAUCUGCGGCUUGAUUCAACUCUCCCCAGAAUGGUAAAACUCAACUAUUGA